AUGAUAUCAGGACUGAAGCAACGACAACUCAGUGAAGAAUCAGCAAGAACAGAAUCCAAAACUGAUGACGAGUCAUCUCAGGUGGCCGCCCUACUUGACAAUCAGCCUAAUGCAGCAACCACCUUGAUACCGCCACAAGACUUGGAUCAACCAAAAGUCUCUAAACUGAAGUAUCUCUCGCCCCCAUCCUUCCGACCUCUUGAGGCACAGAAUGAUGUUUGGCAGCGCUUGGAAAACACGUCACCCCAAGCUGAACCCUUCGUUUUACCAAGUAUAAGAAGACCGAAUGACACGACCGGUACCUUUCAGUGGGACUAUAAUGACUUGAUAGCCUCUAGAGAGCUGGAACCUAACACUUCAAACAACUACGGCUCCGUGUCGGAGAUGCAAGAUUAUUCAUUUGCCAUACCGUCAAACAGCCAUGCUUUGACCGCGUCAACGCAGCCAGAUCAGACGGAGGUAGAUGAAAACCAUGGGGAGAGAGAACGGCAGACAAUCAUCCCACCCGCGCCGUUCCUAUUGAUCAAUCAUAUUCGUUUACGUGAUAUGACAUUCCUCGCAGCCACUCUCGCAAUCGCAGCCUCAAUUGGCGUUACCUCUGAAGACUAUCUUAACGACAGACCUUCUCCCUUUUACAUAUUCAGCAACGCCACUUCUGUACAAACUGCAGCACGCUAUUUCGAGCAAACUGUGAAGCCUCACCUUCGACCAAGCCUGACUCAACUCUCUCAGCCACAUGCCUCAUACCUCGACUUGAUCAUCUUUCCCGAGUUCAGAGAGCGUGCGGUCACUUUCGCUACCAACGAUCCUUGUCUAUUGGAUCAGCAAGAAUUGUUCAAUGAUAUGAUAUCAGGUGGCUUGACCUGCUGGGGGAACGCUGACAAUGGCGUUGGCACCCGAGGCAACGGAGUACCCUGGGAUAUGAGAAGCUGGGAGGCAAAACCAUGGUUUACGAGGAAAUGGUGGUUUUUACUUAAAGAAGAUAAUGAGAUGCAAGAUGCCUCAAAUUGGUGGCGGCAAAUGCGUGGAGAUGAUGAAAAUGAGAUUUUCUUAUAG
Trichoderma aggressivum f. europaeum is the source of this 1056-nucleotide messenger RNA. RefSeq lists its product as uncharacterized. The coding region runs from base 1 to 1056 and encodes 351 amino acids. Lineage: Eukaryota; Fungi; Ascomycota; Sordariomycetes; Hypocreales; Hypocreaceae. The transcript has a single exon. The record is from RefSeq and is a predicted model, not a curated record.